Molecule: messenger RNA, 693 nt
Organism: Trichoderma harzianum CBS 226.95
Lineage: Eukaryota; Fungi; Ascomycota; Sordariomycetes; Hypocreales; Hypocreaceae
Exons: 3
Coding region: 1-693 (230 amino acids)
Source: RefSeq, a predicted model, not a curated record
AUGGCCAGAAUUAAUCCAAAACCUUGGUCGGCAUUGCUUGCCUUGCUCGCGCUGGCCGCUCCAUGUGCUGCCGACGACGAGGCAGAUGGUGAGCCUCACAGAUUGGCCUCGACCCCAACAGUGACGGCUGCUCCCAUCUAUCUGCCCUACUAUGACGAGCGCGCGUGGUCGCUGGUCCGAGGGAGCAUCAUUUCAACGGAUCCAUCCGCCAGCAGAACAACGUAUACCAUUUUCUGCCCGACGCAAACGCCCCUCGCAUGCGACCUGUCUCUCGAAUUCCCCUUCGUCAUCGUGGAGGGGCCCGGUACGCUCGAGUUCCAUGGGACAGUGACGUCGACAUAUAUCGCCGACGUGGAGUGCGACUUGAAGGGCACAACGGCCGCAACGUGCUCGGGUUACUCGAGCUAUAGAUCUGGUUACACAAACGCAUACCACACUGGACCAACGCAGGUUUCAUGGACGUCCACCUUUACUGGAUCAGAGGUGCAGUGGGGUACUUUGACGAUGGCCGAACCCCCAGGGACAACCGACGAUGACUUUGACCCUGCCGGAACCAUGACCACGCCCUCGGCGCCGUCUGGGAUGAUGUAUGAACCUUCGCCGACGUCGCUAGGAUCGAAUUUGCGUGUUUCCGGAUCGCGAUCGCUUUAUGGGCUCAUGGCAGGCAUUGUGGCCGUAUACCUGACGUUAUAG